UCAAGGGUCAGCACACGGAGACUCUGCUGGCCGGCUCCCUCGCCAAAGCCUUGUGCUAUAUUCAUAGAAUGACCAAAGAAGUUAAAGAUAAUCAGGAGAUGAAAUCAAGGAUAUUGGUGAUCAAGGCGGCGGAGGACAGCGCGCUGCAGUACAUGAACUUCAUGAACGUCAUCUUUGCGGCGCAGAAGCAGAAUAUUUUGAUUGAUGCCUGUGUUUUGGACUCCGACUCAGGACUCCUCCAGCAGGCUUGUGACAUCACAGGAGGGCUGUACCUGAAGGUGCCCCAGAUGACGUCUCUGCUGCAGUACUUACUGUGGGUUUUUCUCCCUGAUCAAGAUCAGAGGGCACAGCUAAUCCUCCCGCCCCCAAUUCACGUUGACUACCGGGCGGCUUGCUUCUGUCAUCGGAAUCUCAUCGAGAUCGGCUACGUGUGCUCUGUGUGUCUAUCCAUUUUCUGUAACUUCAGCCCCAUCUGCACCACGUGUGAGACUGCCUUUAAGAUUUCUCUCCCUCCUGUGCUGAAGGCCAAGAAGAAGAAACUGAAGUCAUCUGUGUGACACAGCAGAUUUCUUUUGAGGCUGUUUUGUCUUAUUUUGGUACCGGGACUCAAACUCAGGACCUUGUGCUUGCCAGGCAGGUGCUUGCGCCUCUGAGCUACAUCCCCGCCCCUUGAAGGCUGUUCUGACUAGAAAGCGUGUGGAAGAAUCUUGGUAGGAAGACUGAAAAACCCAGCUCUGGGCAGGUUGGUUCUAGUACUGCGAGCGUCCAUGGGAAAUCGUCCACAGCAGCCCCCUGGGCCUGCGCUCCGCGUCCUGAAGUGUGCUCUGGCCCAGGGAGAGUGCAGGUCUGUGACUUCUUCAGUGUGCUCAUUGGUCAAAGCCGGCGUGGAGACUGCCCUGGGCGGGGCCCUCUGCCCCACCGUGCGGCUCAUGUGGCUCACCGUGAUGCUGGAGCAGGCGCUAGAGGCAGGGCGGCCGGCCGAGCUGCAGCUGUAACCGCGGCAGAGUGCCAGGCAGGUUGCCUUUUCAGUGGUCAGUCGGAAAUAAUCCUUGAGCCUACUGGGGGUGGGGGGUGGGGGUGUUGUGAGCUCUGCAGGUAUUUCUUCUCCUGUCUGAAAGUGCCAAGUGUCAGGUCUGUUCCUGAAAUACUUUGUCCCCGAAUAACUGCAGCCUGACUUCCAGUGUGUAAGGUGCGCCGGGGCCGCAGGCUGCUUGCAGAUGUGCUUGGCUGUGGGCAGGGCGUACUUGUGAAAGGCAACAGUGGGUUCUGGGGGAGAAUUCACCGGGGGAAGUGAACUCUGCGUUACCUGUUGUCUGCACGUGGAAUCUUGUGUUUUUUUUAAAAAAAAAAAUUAGGGGGAAAAACAUUAAUAGCUGGGCAUAGUGUCUAUCACCCGCCUGACAUCCCCACAGUCUGGGAGGCUGAGGUAGGAGGAUCACAGGUUCCAGCCCAGCCCUGGCAACUUAACUAGAACCUGUCAAAAAUAAAAACUGAAUCAGGCUGGGAAUGUACCUCCAUGCAGAGGCCCUCAGGCAAUCCCCAGGACCCAAUAAUGCCCAUUGAUGAGCUCAAUACUGAAACAUACCUAAGUCCAAAAGAAAUGUU
Messenger RNA from Octodon degus (degu), 1605 nucleotides. RefSeq names its product general transcription factor IIH subunit 3 (gene Gtf2h3). The transcript has 9 exons. NCBI's taxonomy places the organism in Eukaryota, Metazoa, Chordata, Mammalia, Rodentia, Octodontidae. The coding region runs from base 69 to 557 and encodes 162 amino acids. The record is from RefSeq and is a predicted model, not a curated record. Gene Ontology annotation, cellular component: transcription factor TFIIH core complex; transcription factor TFIIH holo complex. Gene Ontology annotation, biological process: regulation of DNA-templated transcription; nucleotide-excision repair.